AUGUUGACGCCGCCUCGCCAUUCUUGGCUUAUACACGUACUUGUCUCCAUCGCCGUCCAGCGUUGUAUAGCUCAACACAGCUUCAAGCUGCCUAUGAGCCGUGUACAGCGAGGCAAGGUAAACGCCUUUGGGAACGCCUUCAGUAGUCUAGCACCCGUAUCUCAAGUCAAAGAAUUUGCCUACACGGUCAAUAUCACAAUUGGAGCUGAAACUCUCGAACACAUAGUCGAUACAGGCUCUUCCGAUUUGUGGACUGUCAGUAAUAAAUGUACGGAUACUGACUGCCAAAGCGUCAGAAAAUAUCAAUAUCUAUCCAGCAGCCUGGUGCCUUCUCACGAUCCAUUCAAGCUGAAUUACCUGUCCGGAUCGGUGUCCGGAGACAUCAAUUUCGAGACAGUUACUAUAGGCUCCUACGAAGUCUCACAUCAAGUCUUCGCACUCGCAAACAAAACCGAGAACCUUGGUCUAUCUACUACGGGCAACUCUGGCAUCAUGGGACUCUGUUUUGCCCCUUCUGCGUCUAUACCCCCUACGACUGGCAACACACUCAUGGACAACCUAUUCUCAUCUCUGCCAGAGGACAAACGCUACUUCGCUAUCAAACUUGGCCGAGACAGCGUCAACGAUUCGUCGUCUUCUCUUACUUUCGGGGAGGUUGAUACAGACUACGCUAGAUCUAUCGAUGACUUUGCUUUUACCCCUCUUUCCAAGGACGGGGCUACGGACUACAAUUUCUGGAAAAUACCUCUGCGCUCGCUUACGGUAGAUGCUGCUACACUCGAUCUAUCUCCUUCCCUCGUUCCUGGCGCUAAAUCACCUAUCGCGGUACUCGACACAGGUACAACUCUUGUUCUGGGACCAACGAUCGACGUGGACGCCUUCUGGGGGAUGGCCGGUCCCAGCGGCUCAGCUCGGAAAAAUCCCAUCUCCGGCCUUUGGGAAGUUCACUGCAAUCGCAGCAUCGCGGCUGGCUUCGUACUCGGCGAUAAGGGUGCCGAGAAGGAAUAUUUCGUCCAUCCAAGAGACCUUAGCUGGAUAGACGGCGGACAGGCUAAUGGUUGGUGCCUAGGCGGCAUUCAAGCCAACGAUGGUGUUAAUUCCGGAGACUGGUUGCUCGGCGACACGUUCCUCCGCAAUGUGUACACUAUCCAUCACGGCGCAACAUCGACGGAGCCUCCCAAGAUAGGUUUACUCAAUCUGACCGAUCCCUCUAAGGCCGACAGCGAGUUCAGGGCUGAGCGAGGCAUUGAGUCUAGUUCUCCUUUACCCAAUGCGUUACCAGUCCACAAUAGGCUGACGCAGGCGGCCUCUGAUUCGAUCACUUCGUACAUUGCGUCCAGCAUAUGCGGAUUUAUGGGUGGCGCCGUCUUGACGACCCUCUUUCGAGCUCGUGCACUAGUCAUGGCAAAGGGUCGUCGCGUUUGA
This is a messenger RNA of Pleurotus ostreatus (oyster mushroom), 1425 nucleotides long. RefSeq lists its product as uncharacterized. The coding region runs from base 1 to 1425 and encodes 474 amino acids. The record is from RefSeq and is a predicted model, not a curated record. NCBI's taxonomy places the organism in Eukaryota, Fungi, Basidiomycota, Agaricomycetes, Agaricales, Pleurotaceae. Gene Ontology annotation, biological process: proteolysis. Gene Ontology annotation, molecular function: aspartic-type endopeptidase activity. The transcript is spliced from 7 exons.